This is a messenger RNA of Orbilia oligospora ATCC 24927, 669 nucleotides long. RefSeq lists its product as uncharacterized. The record is from RefSeq and is a predicted model, not a curated record. The transcript is spliced from 2 exons. NCBI's taxonomy places the organism in Eukaryota, Fungi, Ascomycota, Orbiliomycetes, Orbiliales, Orbiliaceae. Bases 1 to 669 code for a protein of 222 amino acids.
AUGUCCGAUAUUACACUACGACCAAAGAUCCUAAAGUACAUCCGAAAGAAGGACGAAAACGUGACAAACGCUUUAAUACAUGCCCAGUUCAAAGUUGAAUAUUUCAAUGAGAAAACGGAAAAUUGGACGGCAACUAAAUUUCAAUCAACUACAUAUGUUUUGCGAGAUUUAUGUACCACCGCUCUUAAGCAACAGCAGUGUUUUCUAGAACCUGGAUUUAAUAGUUUCAGGUAUCAAAACACAAUGACUAUUGAAAAUCUCUAUAAUCAAGUUUUGAUUGAACUUGAACAAGGUCUCUGGUCUCCAACAAUGAAAUCAAUAGUUUAUGAUAUGCUUAAAGCUACAGAAUUUCCUGGUCACGUUGACGAUAUGUGGCUUUUUCAGUGGGCUCUGAGUAAAGCAAAACAGAAACUAGACCGAAGAGAUAAAGGGAAACGUAAUCCGGAGGCGAAAGCGGAAACGGAACCGGGGGUAGAGGGCUCCACAUCCAGUAAACACAGGGCCUCAAGCCCAGGAAUACGUAGGGCAGAGAGGGAAGGCCCAGACGCCGGAAUACAGAGGGCAGAACGGGAGGCGGAGAAGUUCGAAGGGGUAAAUGAACAAGGGAAUAAAAGCUUCAAAGCAACUUCUUGGCCCCGAAUCGCAAAUAGUAUGCAUUCCUACAAGUAA